AUGGGUGAAAUAUUAAUUUUAAAGUCAAUUAAUGGACGUCAAUUAACAGAUGCUUUAGUUAAUUCAUGGUUUGAUGCAAAUGAAAUGUUUGUAACUAAAACAAUUUUUUCUCAUGAUCGAUAUUCAGUUGAAGUUACAUUUAUUGAUGAAGACAGAGCUGAUAUGAUGUCUGAUCUACUAUCUACUUGUUAUGGUGAUUUAAUAUCCGUAGAACGUCCACAAACAUUAAUGACACCAUUAAAUACUUCAUUUGAUGAUGAACGUGUACCAUCACCUGCUCCAUCCGUAUGUUCAGUUUCAUCGAAAGUUUCGUGUUUUUCUCAACGACUUAUUUCAUCAGAUAAGAAACGAAAUGAUGAUAAUGAUAAAAUAAAACUUGCAGUAGGUCGUGGACGUGGAAUCGAUACAAAUCUAUCACAGAUGGACAAAUUUACAAUAAAAAACACAAACAAUGGUGUUGAUGAUGAUACUCAUUCAGUAGCAUCAUCAGGAUUUGGACGUGGACGUGGUUCUACUUUGAAAUAA
Molecule: messenger RNA, 525 nt
Organism: Adineta steineri
Lineage: Eukaryota; Metazoa; Rotifera; Eurotatoria; Adinetida; Adinetidae
Source: the annotation of a GenBank genome assembly